Messenger RNA from Ornithodoros turicata, 1780 nucleotides. RefSeq names its product beta-1,4-glucuronyltransferase 1-like. The coding region runs from base 192 to 1529 and encodes 445 amino acids. The record is from RefSeq and is a predicted model, not a curated record. The transcript has 2 exons. NCBI's taxonomy places the organism in Eukaryota, Metazoa, Arthropoda, Arachnida, Ixodida, Argasidae.
UAAGAAAUGGAUCUGCAGGCGCCCUUCAAGCACAAAGUUCCAACUCCCGCCCAGUUAGCAAAGAAGAAGAAGAAUAGGACGCUUGCGUGCCACCUCGCGAUGUCGCAUUGGUCGUAUCUCGACACACGUGCAAGGAACGAUAGGCGACAAGAGCGUUUUUGGAUGUUACAGUGCUUGAUAACUCCAAUCGUAUGGCAAACCGACGAUCAACAUUUCACAUCGCCUUUCGAGCAUUCAUCGCCCUCAACAUUCUUGUUGCCGUGUACAACAUGGUCCACGUCCACUUACCGCGAAGCGAAUCCGAACCUUCCGUACCUAUGGUUGUGAACCAGACCCGAACCACCAUCAGGCCCCCUGUCUUGCAACAGCAACAGUGCAGCGACAGCAAACCGCCUCAAUUUCAGAACGGACAACGGCUACAGUCGAAGCAAAUGCGGACGAAUACUUUGCUUUCAAUCCCCAAAGAGAGGGAUCGUUUCGUCAUCCGUAGCAACUACAUCGUGAGCGACGAAGCCGCCGAAUACUACGCAACGGUGACUCUCACCACGCAUGCGACGCAUGACUAUCUGCACCACACGCCCGUGCUUUGCAGGCGAUGGCAAGGGCCCGUUUCAGUCAGCCUGUACGCGCCAGGGGCCGAGUACGAAAUCGCCAUCAACAAAGUACUGUUCCUACGAGCCUGCAGUGAUCCGUGUGUGCGCGCGAACGUCACGUGGCAUAUCGUGUACAGUACGGAACACCGCCCAAAAGCAGGCCUUCUAACAGCCAAUCCGCAAGAGCUGGCAAACAGGAGGCCCAACUGCUCUGACAGUGUCAUGCAUCGCCAAUACGAGAACUAUCGCUCGAGACACAACCUAACCUACCCUAUAAACGUACUUCGGAAUUCUGCACGAAGGGCCGCUGAGACGAGGUUCAUCUUGGCUUCCGACAUCGAACUCUAUCCCAGUGGCAACAUCAUUUCUCGUUUCCUGGACAUGGCCCUUCGAACCCAUAGCCCCACCGCCCAUCACGUGUACGUGCUUCCCGUGUUUGAAGUGAAGGCUUCUCUGGCGGCACCACUGACUAAGAGAGUGCUGGUGGACAUGGUGCGCAACAAGACUGCCAUGUUCCUCCACGCACGGGUGUGCGAAGAGUGCCAGAAGUUCCCCAAGAGGGACAUGUGGCUGAGGUACAUUCCUCCUGAGGGCUCUCUAAGUGUGUUCACGACAACGAAGAGGGACAAGAGUACGCGGCACUGGGAGCCCGUAUACAUAGGCACCAAUGCGAACCCUUUCUAUCCAGAAGAGCUCACCCGGGAAGGCAAGAGGGACAAGACUGCACAGGGCUACGAGAUGUGCCUCAUGGGGUACAAGUUCAACAUAAUCGACAACGCCUUCCUGGUUCAUGCUCCAGGCAUCAAAACCAUCGUUGCAAGCGAAGCAAAACGCAGAGCAGCCUUUGUGAAAGUGAACUACAUAUAUCAUGAUCGACUAAUGAACGAGCUCAAGAAAAAAUAUGCGAAGAAUAUUACAAAUUGCCGAAACUAUUAAUGAAAGCGCUGGGUAAUGAUAGAUGCAGUGCUGCAGCAUCAAACCUUUUAAAAAAAACUUUUGAUCAUAGUCCUCUUCUAUAGAAUACCCUGUUGUACUUGCUCUUUGUUGGAGCCUGUGCAGUGUUCCUUCAAAUUGGGCACACUAGAAAGUGUAUCAUAUUUAUUUAUUUGCUGCCAUACGUGCUCCUUCAAAAGGCAAGGGAAAGUGUGCAAGACAAUAUGCAAGAAGUCUCAAUAAAAAGGGCUUGG